UUUGCUAUGUUCAAAUUUUAUAUCCUUCACGCUGUAGCGAUCCUCAGUGUGAUCUCUGCAGCUUGUGCAAGAGAACUUCCUGAUUCACCGUGUCCAGAUAUUUUUCGAUAUCGCUACAAUGGGACAAGUCGUCAGUGGUACGGGUGGGGUCAUGUCCAAAAUGCCACAAAAGCAACAAAUGAUUUGUAUGUGAAACUCUUCAUUAAACAACGACAGCCACUAUUAGAAAAUGAAGGAAGGAUUGAGAUUAUAAAGACCGGAGGUUCCCUUGAAUUUACCGUACAUUUUCCCAUCCAACGUCCACUGCCUGACAUUCACAAAAUUAUCCUCAAUGACGAAGAAGUUUGCAAAUCCUUAUCAGAAAUCGAUCCUCAGUGGAGGAAAAUUAGGCUGAGAGCUGUCUUCAAUACUCAAACAACAACCACAGAUCCCGGUGGAUUGGAAUCAUCUCAAGGCAGCAGGGAACACGUUGAAUGUGGAACACUUCACCCCCUUUCCAGUGCCACAGCCCUCGUGGCAGGAGGUGAGAUCAUUAAUCGAGGAACAUGGCCAUGGUUGGUGGCUGUUUUCGGCUACACAGGUCCAUCACUUUCCUUUCGCUGUGGCGCCACUCUUAUCUCAACUAGGCUCAUUGUCACGGCUGCUCAUUGCUUCUAUCGACGCCGCGGUAGCAGGCUCAAAGCCAUCGACAUUGUCCUCAUUCUUGGCAAAUACAAUCUCCGGAAGAUUGACGAAGAAGGAGACAAGAUUGUCUAUCCGGAAAGUCUAAACAUCCAUCCUGAUUACAAUUUCCACAAUCCGGAUGCAGACAUAGCUGUUCUUGUAACUCCCGAUCCCGUGGAAUUUACUCAAUUUAUUCGACCAAUUUGUCUCUGGAAUUCCUCUGAUACUUCUGAGAUCGUCAAUCGGGUUGGUAUUGCUGCUGGUUGGGGAAUGGAUGAGUAUGGGAAUACCUUCUCUGAUCUUCCGAGGCAUGUAAAAAUCCCCGUUGUGGCGAAUUCAGUGUGCCGAAAUGCAAGUCUACAGUAUCAGCUUCUUCUAAGUGAACGAACACUCUGUGUUGGAUGGAGGAAUGGUACAUCUGGAGUUUGUCAAGGAGAUUCCGGCGGUGGGUACGCUCUAGAGAUUUCCAAUCAAUGGACUCUCAGGGGUUUGGUUUCCACAUCUCCAGGAGUUUCGCAGGGAAGUUGCAAUCUCAAUGAAUACGUUGUCUUUACGGAUGUCUCGAAAUUUAUUGACUGGAUAAAUUCUCAUGAACCAACAACAACUAAUUGAAUACCUCAAUAUGUGAUCACACUGAACGAUCAAUACCUAUAAUAUUUCUCAUGCGUAAUUAAUGCAAACGCAUGGACGCAAUGAUUGUAGAGAGCAAUAAAAAUGUUAAACAACA
Messenger RNA from Lutzomyia longipalpis, 1390 nucleotides. Its product is annotated as serine protease gd-like. The transcript has 5 exons. The coding region runs from base 7 to 1275 and encodes 422 amino acids. Lineage: Eukaryota; Metazoa; Arthropoda; Insecta; Diptera; Psychodidae. Gene Ontology annotation, biological process: proteolysis. Gene Ontology annotation, molecular function: serine-type endopeptidase activity. The record is from RefSeq and is a predicted model, not a curated record.